This is a messenger RNA of Menidia menidia (Atlantic silverside), 1899 nucleotides long. Lineage: Eukaryota; Metazoa; Chordata; Actinopteri; Atheriniformes; Atherinopsidae. The record is from the annotation of a GenBank genome assembly.
CUGAGGCAGCCAAGGGGGGUGUCUCUGACAAAGAUGCGGGGUUCAGAGCGCGGCGUUGUUGAAGAAUGGCUCUCCGAAUUCAAGUCCUUACCAGACACCCACAUCCCCAGCUACGCCGGCAGCCUUCACCUGAAGAAGUCCCUGGUGCCGGCUCUCUACCGAGUCAUCCAGGACCCCAACAACGAGCUGCUGGAGCCCGUGUGCCACCAGCUGUUCGAGCUGUACCGGAGCUCCGAGGACCGCCUGCGCCGCUUCACCCUGCAGUUCCUGCCUGAGCUGGUGUGGGUUUAUCUGCGGAUCACUGCCAGCAGGGAUCGCCAGAGCAAUGGCUGCAUCGAGGCCCUCCUCCUGGGCAUGUACAACCUGGAAAUUGUGGACAAAGAUGGCAACAGCAAGCUCCUGUCCUUCACAAUCCCAUCUCUGUCAAAACCAUCGGUGUAUCAUGAGCCUUCUAGCCUGGGUUCCAUGGCUCUGACAGAGGGGGCUCUUUGUCAGCAUGACCUGAUCAGAGUGGUGUACAGCGGCCUCCACCCUCAGAGAGAGACUUUCACGGCACAGAACAGGUUUGAGGUGUUGUGUUUCCUGAUGCUCUGCUACAACUCGGCUGUAGUCUACAUGCCCUUGUCUUCCUAUCAGUCAGUCUGCAGGAUGAGCUCAAGGUUGUGCGUGUGUGGUUUCCCCCGGCAACAGCAGAAGCUUUGGAGGGAACCUUGCAACCGGGUGCUCCUGGACCCGGAGUUCAUGGUGCAGAUGCUGACAGCUGUUUAUCACGCCAUAUACAAUGGAGAAUGGGAGAUGGGACGAGAGGCCCUGGAGGACAUUGUGUACAGAGCCCAGUUGGAGCUUUACUCCCAGCCUCUCCUGCUUGGGAACGCCAUGAAAAACUCGCUGCCAGAAAGUGCUCCCGACGCACCACAGGGGCGCAAGGUGCUCCAGGUGGAGGUGACGCCCACCAUCAACCGUAUAUCCAUCUCAGCUAUCACCACCGCCUCCAUACGACGCCACCGCUGGAAGAGAGAGGAUUGUUUUGACUACUCAACCGAUGCAGAGUUGAGCUUCACCGUCAGUCCUCCUAGCCUCGCCCAGCACCACCAACACCACCGCCCCCCCUGGGAACCCACAGCUAAAGAGGAAAGAGGGAGGAGGCCUCACAGCCACCACAGCAGCAGCAGCAGCAUCAUUCCCCCCAUCACACUUGAGGAUGCUGAUGGCAUGAGCGGCGGCGAGGAUUCCUUCAACAUCAACGACCCCGAUGAGGGUUUCUCCUCCGGGGCCUCCAACAGCAGCCAGCCCAGCGGCACCAAGGCCGGGGGCGGCGUGGGGCCGAGGGGCGGCAGCCUGAGCAGCAGCAGCAGCAGCAUCAAGAAAGCCAUCACCGCCCGCCUGUCCCGGGACAAGGAGAAGGAGCGGGACCGGGAGAGGGAGCGGGACCGGGAGAAGGAGAGGGAGCGGGAGAGAGAGAGGGAGAGGGAGGCGGAGAAACAGGCGGAGCUGUCGGCGGAUCAGGAGGCUGCGGGGAGGAAGCAUCACCAAAGGCAGCAGUCGCCCCCGGGCAGCAUUAACUUGGAGGCCAUCCACCUGAGUCCCAUCAAGAAGCACCUGAGCUUCCCGGCGGGGCCCUCGCUGGUGCGGACUGGGAGCACCUCCUCCAGCAAGUCCUUUGACUGCAUGAGCCUCAACCUGAACGGCGGCGAGGACGAGCAGGCCAAGGCGGCGGGGGGCUCCGACACGGAAGGGGGGCUCGUAGCGGGGGGCGCCCACCGCCACUCCACCAUCAGCCUGCAGGAGGAGCACCUGAUCAGACCAGAGCAGGCCCGGGACCUCCUGUCCCCGGGCGCACCUCUGACUCAGCAGUCCCGCUCCCCCAGCUUCAACAUGCAGAUCAUAUCACAGGUUUAA